This is a messenger RNA of Perca flavescens (yellow perch), 1736 nucleotides long. It is a transcript of the gene tmem88b, whose product is annotated as transmembrane protein 88 b. The coding region runs from base 583 to 1251 and encodes 222 amino acids. The record is from RefSeq and is a predicted model, not a curated record. Gene Ontology annotation, cellular component: plasma membrane. Gene Ontology annotation, molecular function: PDZ domain binding. NCBI's taxonomy places the organism in Eukaryota, Metazoa, Chordata, Actinopteri, Perciformes, Percidae. The transcript has 3 exons.
UCAGAUGGGGAGGUACAAAGGGGAGGGCAGACAGACAGAAGUUUGACAUACUUAAGACAAAGACCACAGCAAUUGAGAGUUGUUUUCAGCCAAUGAGGAAGGAGCAUCUGUGUGUAACUACUUUAUCACAACAGCAUAGGAGUUAGAUUUUGCAUGUGGAAAGAAAACGGAGACUCUGGGGCAUAAUCCGAGUCCACUGACAACUCUGGAUAGUGAAGAGAAGAAACAGCAGGAGACCAGAGCUGCAGGAAGCCAACAUACCAACAUACCACUACAAAAUAGAUAAGGCUUUAGGAGGGAACCUCCAAAAACACACCAAACGCUCUUUCAACUUUACAUAAGGACAGGAGGGGGAAAAGUAACCCUGUUUCCAGGAGAGGAGUUGAGAGUUGAAGGGAUAAAGAGAUAACUAAAAACGUCUUUGUUAAAGUGUAAGGGGAGAGCGUGUGCGUGGAGGACUGACUGGACAGAAGUGGUCUGACUGACUGGAUAGAAGUGGUCUUGAGAAGAAGUGAGAAAAGCGUUAACAAUCUGGAGGACGAACACCAAGAGGUCUACCGGGCCCCACAGCACAAUUUUACUAUGAAUAUGACUGGUACUCUAGAGAAGGGGGCCCACCACCAGGCAUUGGACCUGUCCGAGGAACUACCGCCUCAUCACUACCACCACCAGCAUCUUCACCACUCCAACUCCCUGGCCUCCACCACCGCUGUGGGUGGAGGCAGAGAAACACCUUCACGUGUAGUUGUACCUCCUCCUUAUUCUGCAGCGGAGAGCGGUGGUGGGGGCAGUGAAGGUCCACUGGAGCUGCGGGGGUCCCUGGACUGCUGGGCCUGCUCGGUGCUGGUGACGGCUCAGAACCUGAUUAUUGCCACGAUAAACGCCUGCCUCGCUGGACUGGUGUUCGGGACCAUCCUGACACCGGCCAUUGUCAUGGUGGUAUUUGGCUUCCUCUGCCACUCUACAGUCCGCCCUCAUGGGACGACCCCCUACUGCUCAGACCUGCUGACUGACGGAGGCUGCGUGGCUCUGCUGGUAGUGGGCUUCCUCUUGGUCACCCCUCUGCUGGUCCUGGCACUGGCUGCAUACUGUCGCCUGGCCAGACACCUUCAGCUGGGCCUGUGCUUCAUCCCGUACAGCCGGGCCGUAUACAAGAACCUGCCGGCCACGCGGCACCGUGGCCUGGGCACAGGCUGCUGCGGCGGCGGACAUGGAACCAAUGGUAGCGGGAAGGGAAAGGUCUGGGUGUGAGAUGAAGAUGGGAGGAAAGCAUAAAGAGAGGGGGGGGGGACCAUUAGAUAAAGAAUAUGAAGAGAACUUGAGGGGAUGACUAAAAAGGACAUGGACGUGAGGAUGUAAGUGUACACCAGAGAAGGGAGGGCAAUUACGGUAACAACCAGCUAAACAUCCUGGAAGACAAGCUACACAUCAGUUAAAACCAUCGAAAGGAACUUAACUGCUGGUGUUAAAGAAAGGAGCAAAUUAUACUUAGGUUGUCAUAGAAAUAUAAGCAUCUAAUCAGACCUGCAUACAACCUUACAACCUUGUUCCUGAAUGAAACAGGAAAUAGAAAAACUGAAAAUAGCACACAUCACAAAAGUUGUAUUGACACUAAACAUAAUUGUAUCUUAUCACAUGUAUGUUAUGAAAAAAAUAUUUUCCUUAUGUAGUUUUCUGUUAAGUUGUUGUUCAAUUUCCUGUUAUUUCCUUUUUAUAAAUAAAGUUUUUGGAUUCAA